This is a messenger RNA of Helicoverpa armigera (cotton bollworm), 15494 nucleotides long. RefSeq names its product meiosis-specific coiled-coil domain-containing protein MEIOC. Gene Ontology annotation, biological process: mRNA stabilization; meiotic cell cycle; female meiosis I. Gene Ontology annotation, cellular component: cytoplasm; nucleus. The coding region runs from base 166 to 2598 and encodes 810 amino acids. The record is from RefSeq and is a predicted model, not a curated record. The transcript has 10 exons. Lineage: Eukaryota; Metazoa; Arthropoda; Insecta; Lepidoptera; Noctuidae.
CGAAUCAAACAUAAUUUUGUGACUAAAUAGUCGCUUCGUGACAGCAACACCGUUGCGAGUAAGCAAGCACGUAUAAUUUUAUACACAUGUAGGUCAAUGGAAAAAAUGGCUUAGCACCGAAGUAAGCUCGUAUGUAUCGUGGCAAGAAAUAAUUUUAUAAUUUAAAUGGCCUUCAGUGAUUUAUGUCACAUAGGUAACGCGUACAAAACCGUCGAAAAUGAAACUGAUCAGUCGGAACACAUUAUGGAAGAAAAUACGAUCGUCCGUGAUCUUAUCACAAAAAUCCUCGAUGAGACCGGACCUUCAGAAGGGUGCAACUCUCUACAACCACCGGAAAAAACUCUAAACAGUAUACAACCCAACAGCCAAUAUCCCAAAAAUGAUACAGGGAACUCGUUCAUACCACCGCCUUACAACUCUUAUCAGAACAACCAACUGUACAAUUUCAACCAAUCCGACCAAAAUGGCUUCAACUUUAACUUACAAAACGGGUUCGGUAACACAAACGGUUUUGUCAAUUACGACAACGAUGUGAGCGCGUUAUUGGGGAUCGAUAGCGUCCCCGAUACCUCCGCUGACACAGUCACGCAGGAACAACUCAAUCUACUUAGAUUGGCUGCACAAGAAAUAGGCGGUGCACAGUUCGCAACGCCGAAUAAAUACGACGAAAAAUUCAACAACUACAAUUUCUUCGAACCGAACCAAAGAAAUUCUUUGCCUGAAACCAAUAUGUUCUCAGUGAACAAUUUCAGCAGACCAAACAGUCUAAACCUCGAUAUGAAUUUCAACACGAACUUUGAGACCCCGUUCAAUAAUUCACAGAGGUUUCCCAACAAGUUCGAUAAUUACAUGAAAGAGCAGAAUCAGGAGACUGAAAUACUGUCAUAUCUGAACCAACUAAACCUGUCUUCUGAUAGAUCUCGUGAAGAAAAUGGCAUUAAUAACGUAGAUUUGCGGAUGCCGAUGGAUUUAAAUGGUCAUUACCAGAAUGAAGAUUUCAGGCAAGAAGACAGGAACAAAAUGUUCUGCAACCGAAACUUCCAACAGAUGCCGCCAAAUAGAAACUAUGGGGAGAACAACUUCUACGAUAUGAUGGCACAAAUGAAUGACAGGAGUCCAAUGAGCCAAAACUUCGAUUUCUCGAAUCAAUCGACGCCCGUUUCGGCUGCUAACUCGAUGAACUACAAUCGAUCGAAUGGUUAUAACCAGAACGAUUUGAUGCAAAGACGUGAUAUGAAUCCUAUGAUGUCUCGUGACAAUUUCCAAGGGAAUGGGAGUAUGAAUGAGAGGACGAAUUUUGAGAAUAUGGGUCGCGAUAAUUUGCAGCAAGCAGCUAUGAUGAGACAGAAUCAGGAGUUGGCUCGGCAAAUGAGCCUUUUGAUGCGGAAUCGACCACCGCCAAGCCAGUUGAAUGUCGACGUGUCGUUUUUGCACGAGAAUAACCCCUUUAAUCUUGGUUUGGGCGCGCUAUUAGGCCCAAGCCCACCGGUCCCACCGCCAGUGUUGCCAUCACCAAUGCUAGAUCUACCUCUUUUGGCACCGUUUUACGCAAUGAGGAAUAUGAGAAGUGCAGCUACCUCAUCAGGCGUACUCCACGCUCGUCUCGACGCGUGCUACGAACAAUGGCGUCAGUUAGAACGCGAACGCAAACGUACUGAAGCGAGACUAGCCCUCGCCUACCCCGGCCGGGCUGUGUCGUCGUCUAACUCCAUACCCGUGCCCAGGCUGCCGCCCUGCCCUACCAGAGUCGAUAGACUUACUGUCGAUAUGCUGAGGGAACAUACUAAGGUAUUAACCCUAAUGGGCAAAAUGGAGACACUACGCGCAAGCGUUUGCGUAGCCCAAAACAAGAAGCCUAACAAACCCGAAGAGAACAAAAUCACCGUACUCAAACGAGGACAGGAGGUUACUGAGAAGGAGAAGGAAGGAGUCGACCCGGCGACGUUCGAGCCGUCCUCGUGGAAGGACGAUGUUAAUAAUCUGGCUGAGAUUGCGCCACACAGCGAGGUGGAGAGCGCGAUGCUGGCGUGGCGCAGCGCCGUGGGCGGCGUGCAGGCCGCGCGCCGCCGCGAGCUCGCGCCGCACCACGCGCACCGCCCGCAGCCCCGCCCUGACCCGAUCCUGCAACUAGCAGAAGCAGUGAAGCAACUGAGCAUCUGCGCCCGCCGCGCUCGCUGCGCGAUGUGGUGCGACCUCACGCUCACCGUGGCGCUGGCGCCGCAUCCCGACACCGAGCGGGAUAGCCAUAAUGAUACUGUCGCGCAGACAGAAGCAGCGUCCCCGGUAUCGCCGCAGACGCCGGCGGCCAAGUCUCCCAGCACACAGGACAACGCCAACGCCAAACCCCAGCCCGCUCCCACUGCUGAAUCUACUGAGGAUAAACCUCCCGCCGAAGCACAAACAAAGCCUGAAACCAAAAACGAAGCGGCUAAAACCGCCUCAAAACAGACUGAAAAGCCCGACAAAUCUCAACAACGCCGUACUCAGAACUAUAGGAAAGUACGAAGCGAUUUCUAUCAGAAAAACCAGAGGUAUGACACUAGGUUCAUGCAUAACCGACACCCCUACCAUUAUUUGGCUACUGGACCUAUUAAUUAAGGUGGUUUUUUGGACCUUAUUUGAGUGGGAAAUGGGUUGAAAAUUUAUUGAUUCAAUUACUUGGAAAAUUAAGAAAAUAUCCUAAUUUCCUUAAAAAUAAUGUUGAUUUUACUGGGCUUAGCACAAAAAGUUGAUUAUGUUUCAAAAUUACAUGAUUCGAUCAAGUCCACAUGGACUUUCAAUUUCUAUAUUUUGUACUUAAAAUGUUACAUUAAGUUGCUACUCGGACAAAAAGGUCAUAUAUUAUCGUGAUUUUAGCAUGUAAAAAAAUAUAUACACUCUUUUGCAAAAAAAACGGGCACCUAUGCGAAAUCUUAGUUUUAAGGACUUUACGUGUAUGUCAAAGGGUUUUAAUGAUUGUAGUAUGUUUCUAGCAUCAAAAGAGUUAGCCAAGCAUGCGUGAGAGUGUAUUCUAAAUUUGAAUUUUGUACAAUUGCUAAGAAAUUGGUUAAACCUAGUUUUGGACUAAUUGCUGGCAGAAAGUUCGUCGGUGUUUUGAAAAGUUUUUGAAGUGAUUUUCAGGAAAAUGAUAAUGCAGUUUUAAUUAAUGAUUAAUGUACUUUUUUGUUAGAUCAAAACAUUUUUGAAAAACUAUGCGUAUUUGAAAAAAAAUCACCUGCUCUAAAUGGGCUAUACUGAUGAUUGAUGGCAAUGUUAAGAGUUUCGGUAUUUUAGUGUAAAGCGUUCUAUUGUUUAGAUAUUGUACCCACGUGUUUUAAAAUAUCGCUUUUUCAUAAAUAAACACUAAUUAGAAGAGUAUCAGUACUUUGAGCUACGACAAAACCAAUUUAAAGUAAGCAGUGCCCAUCACAACUCGUCUCCUAUCGGACUUCGACAUUUUUAAAAGUCUUGAAAUUCUGCAAAAUACAGAAAAUAGCGCAUAGACUGUGAGCACGAGGUCUUAAGGUCUCGUAAUCACAGAUUUUUAAACAACCUCGUCUCUUGGGAAACUCUGUAGACCUCAGAAGAUCUAUGAGUCUGAGCGUUCAAAUAGCGCGUUUUUAUCCCACGGACAUUUUAUUAAAUAAACUUGCCUACACCGAGAUUUUCGGGCAUCUGCAGCACUAUCCUGCUUAAAUCAUAACAAUAAUUGGCUAUCUGCUCAUUUCUUAAGAAACAUACGUUUGGCCAAUAAGUUUGAAUUCUUGACUCCCUUUCAGCUAAAUCGUCGUUUAGUAACCCGAUACCUAUGGAGUUAUCGAGAGCUUCAACGAGGCAAUAAUUUGACUUUUUAGAUAGGUUUAAUCCUCCUCCUCAAUUUUCAUGUGGUUAAUUUUAACAUUUAUCACAAAAUUUGGUAUUUUUUAAAUGUCAAAGUCCGAUAGGAGACGGGUUGUGAUCGGCACUGCUUACUUUAAAUUGGUUUUGUCGCAACCAAAGGUACUGAUACUCUUCUAAAUAGUGUUUAUUUAUGAAAAAGCGAUAUUUUAAAACACGUGGGUACAAUAUCUAAACAAUAGAACGCUUUACACUAAAAUACCGAAACUCUUAACAUUGCCAUCAAUCAUCAGUAUAGCCCAUUUAAAGCAGGUGAUUUUUUUUCAAAUACGCAUAGUUUUUCAAAAAUGUUUUGAUCUAACAAAAAAGUACAUUAAUCAUUAAUUAAAACUGCAUUAUCAUUUUCCUGAAAAUCACUUCAAAAACUUUUCAAAACACCGACGAACUUUCUGCCAGCAAUUAGUCCAAAACAAGGUUUAACCAAUUUCUUAGCAAUUGCACAAAAUUCAAAUGUAGAAUACACUCUCACGCAUGCUUGGCUAUAUUUUUGAUGCUAGAAACAUACUAAAAUAAUUGAAACCCUUUGAAAUACACGUAAAGUCCUUAAAACUAAGAUUUCGCAUAGGUGCCCGUUUUUUUUGCAAAAGAGUUUAUAUUAUGUCUUCAAUUAAAACCAGACUUUCUUGACACUCAAAUAAGGUUCGAUAUAACAUACAGAAUUUACGUCAAUGAUGUGAUUAAAACCUUACACAAUACAAAAUGUAACAAGUCUGUAUACACCUUAAAAUGCUUAAAAUCUAUAAAUGUAUUUAUAAAAUUCUGAAAUAUGUCAUAGACUGAAAGUUGCACAUGAAAUUAUCAAAAAGAGUUUUAAUUAGAAAUAUAUUCUCUAUGACGGUAACUCAAAACUGCCAUGUUUAAAAUUACGCUUAAAAUGUUCAAAGAAAGAAGUAGAUAUAUAAUACAUCUAUAGUUUUUAAUAUGCAUUUUAUGGUGUACUUCAAAGUUGACGAAAACAUAUAUAAUUUGAACAUUUUCAAAUCUCAUGCUUCGCUCAAUUUUCUGAAACUAACAGUCGGACUAAAAGCCUAUUUUAACAUUUAAUUAAUUUCUAUACUUUACGCUCAAAUAUCGUCACAUUGCUAUGCUCAGUUUUGUUUAUUUUAAAAGCUCUAUUAUAUAUGUUUUACUCAACUUUUAAACAGAUAAGCAAAAAUAUGUUCUGUAACAAUUUUACUAAGGUUGAAAUCACCAUUUUAAAACGCUCUAUAGCCAAUUUAGCAAAAGCAUUUUUAUCAUGUAUGAUAUUAAUCAACUAAAGUAUGGAAUAUAGUUUGACAAAUAAUGCUAUAAUCAUAUUAAAUGUUGAUUAUAUUAUAAUAGGUGAAGUUUUUAAAAUAUAUCGGUGUCUAGAUUUUAAAUCUGUGUGCUUGGUACCCUGUAGUUUUCCUAAAAGCAGUUAUCGAAUUAUGAGCUUAUAAAUGUACCCUACUGAUCUUUAGACCAAUUUUCUCUUAUGCCAUUUACAAAGUUUUAAUUACCUAUAUUUCAUACUUUAGUUGGCAACACUGGUUAUGCAAAGAAUGUUGCUAUCAUAAUGAUAUCAUAUCAGCAUACAAAUAUUGUAGGGAUAAAGAGUAACACUUUUUAUUAUUGCACUUACUAUGCAUUUAUGGGCUCCUGGUACUUUUGAGGUAUAUUUUAAUUCUUAUAAGCCUAAAUAUUACCCAAAGAUGGACAUUUGUAACUUUCUAAGCUUAAUUUUGUCAUAAAAAAUGUCUGUAUGCACAAUCUUUUUGUACUUUCAUAGAUUUCAAAAAUUACCGUUUUAACUGUGCAAAAUCUCCAAAGAUAUACCUUAAAAUGUAUCGCAAAGCCAACACAAUUCUAAAAAGUGUACUCGGACAAAGACUAAAACAGGUAUAUAGAGACCACGGUUAUUCUACGAGUUAAAUAAAUAAUAACUACAUAAAUUAUUACUCUGUGUGUAGGUUAAAUAUUGCCAGUAUCAGAAUUGCGUUAUUUAUUCAUCGUGCUUAGCCGGAUUAAUGUUUAAAGUAUUAUAAAAAGGGGUGUUAAUUUGGCCGCUGCGGACACUUGCCAAAAUAUAUACGGUGUGAGCGAAGGCCUUGAAACUUUGAUUUGAAAAGUGAGGUUGUCGAUUUUGCAUUAGGAACGGUAGAUCGCUUUUUAAAUUAAAUGUUCUAGAUGCGUUAGUAUAGGUGUAGUACGCGUGCAAGCAAAGUCGUCGAAUCGAAUAAUAAUAAUUCAAAAUUUUGAUUGGAAGUCUACAUUCAAUACAAAAAAAUAUUCAAGGAUUUUUUAAUAUCGAACCAGAAGUUUCGUUAUUUCCAAUCUUGACACACUUAAAGCAGUUUCUAGUCACACAUAAAAAACAAAGUAUUUUAUGAAUAUAAAAUUGUUUGAAUUGUCGUUAGUUGUUCGCUCACACCGACCUCAAGAGCCCUUUGAAAAUGUGAUGUUCUACGUUAUUACUAGUUGACACUAUUUUAAUACAUAUAUCACUUUCGUGCGAUAACAAGAAGUAUAUGAAAUGAAGUUAUGAACUAUUAGCGUAUAAGUGUACCACUUUUUAUUUAUUUAAUUGAGAAAAAAAAUAUAAAAAACAAUGAAUUUAAAUUCGAAUGAAUUUGUAUAGUUGAUAGUUAGUGCUUAUUCGGAUGUUGGGACGUACUGAAUCGAUUUUUAGGGUGGUACAUCGAUAUCGAUAAAUGUUGAAAUAUAAUUUACGCCCAUUACAGCUUGGUAUUUAAAUAAUUGCUUAACAACGUAAGGGGUGUACAUUUAUUUUUGGCAGUAUCGAUAUAUCGAUGUUUUCACUUUACUUGAAUGAGGUUGAAAAGCUUCAUAAGACGGAUCGGCUAGUUUUCGUCAAUUCUUUAUAAAUUUUAAUUUGUACUGUAGCAUUUUAACCCUUAACUCACUGCUACGGUGCAAGGAAACGUUAUUAUUAGUAAAAUAUAUGCACCUGUGUUCUUAUAGUAAAUGUACGGCCAAAAUGAAUUGACUCGCUGAAAUAGUCAGUUCAGAUAUAAUAUUAGUUUUAUAUAUUUUUCAUUAGUCAUAUUUUGCGUGGACGCUCAGAAUCACUAAAGGAUUAAAAGCUUUAUGUAAAUCCGGAUUCCUUCGCGGAAUAUAUAGUUACAAUAAUAUUUCGUACAGUGCACAAACUGCUCAGGCAGAUAUUAACCAAAAUGAUAGGGUAACAUGAAAUCUUCCAUCUUUAGUUUUUUAGUAUGUAAGAACAAAUAUUAGUUAUUUAAAUAUUAUUUUUCACAUUAUUAUUUGUUUAAAUAUAAGUAAUGCCGGUUUCUGAAUCGCUUUGUAUACUCUUAAUGAAAUGAGAUGAUGAAAUCAAAUAAGGUUUGUUGUCCAGUAAAAUAUAUCUUCGCUUCCAGAAACCGGGUGUUACGUUUAAAGAUUUAUUUAAUCAAUUACGAAAUGGCUAUAGAUUUUUUAUUAGUAUUCGUUGAUUGUAGUGCCUUUCUAUAUAAAUGUGCAUGCAUUUUAAGUCCUAUGCAGUGUUGUACAAGCAUUCGAUAAGUUGUUUGAAAAACCGUUGAUUUUUUCAUAGUUUUUUUUUAGUUAUACCUUACUCGUGAUGCAUUUCCGUGUGCAAUAAGCUUUAUUUAUUUUUUAACGCACUCGUAGUGCUGGUCGUCAAGUGGGGUUGGUUUGAAGAAAGAAUAUCGAUAAAAUAAUUAAAGGACAAAAUACUCAGUGAAUUUAUGAGACGUAAAGUCUAGACAAUAUUCAGAUUUCAAUUCUUGUUUGCAAAUUUGUGAGUUGAACGCCUAAAAUUGCUCUCGUAAAUACUUUGACCCAAGUGACUAUUUAUAGAGAACCCAACCGACCCCUAUCGUAAAUGCUUCCAAUAAAUUGAUAUAUUUAACGGAUAUUAGUACAAUCGAUUCGCACUUAGCGUUUAUAGCAUGUAGUCAAAGAUAUUCUUGUUCUUAAAGAAAAAUAUUUAGCACAAUAUUAUAAAAAAAAAUGUUUAGUUUUUUAGCGAGUUAGUAGAUAGAAUAAUUAUUUCACGUCCUAUCGAAAAAAAGCUAACUAUAUUUAUGACUUAGAAAAAGGAUUUUUUACUUCACUGUUUUCCGAUGUUGCCAUAUAGUAACUAUUUACCUCAAAUCACUGUCUUGCAAUGUAGAAAAUUUUCUAUAUUUUAUUUUCUUAUUUCGUGCGCAAACUGAAGGUACUAAGUGUCAUUGCUGUUUAAAAAGUUUAUUAUUUGUUAGAUGAAUUCUUUAAGUCUUGGCUACACUGAAAUGCGAUGCUAUAAUAUGCGACGCUAUGAAAUUUUUAAAUAAAAAAUAAUAAUAAUGAAAUGAAUUUCGCUAUUUAAUGAAUUAUUUAUAAAAAGAAAUGAAAUAUUUAUGUUGAUUAUAUUUUAGGAAAUUAAAUGAACUUUAAAUCUCAGUUGAAAAUAUAAACUGGGUGGUUGAUUUUCGUUUGUGCAAUGAUAAAAAUUAUUUACACAUGUGCAAUAUGGUCGUGCGAUAAAAAGUCGCAUUAUAUCGCUUCGCCUCGCAUAUUCACUGUAGCCGACACUUUAUUUAUUUAGUUUUAAAUUGGACAAAUGAAUUUAUUUACAUAGUUCACUAUUUAUGUAGACAAUCGUACGAAAGGCUAUGAGUUUCUAGAAUAUUCUUAGGAAAGAGAAACUAAAGUGCCACAGCUAGCUUCUUUUAAAAUUAAAUUUAACGCUUGGGGCGUUGUUUUGAUACAAGAUUGUAAGAAUUAGACGAAAUUAAAAUUAUAAAGGGAAUUGAUAUUGUUAUGAAUAUAAUUAUGACCAACUAGGUCAGUUGAAUUAUUGUAAGUAUUGAACAAAAGCUACAAGACAUCUCUUUAUGAGACAAAAAGUAAGUAAAAAGAGUGCAAAUGUGAAGGCGAGGAUUUAGUAAAAUCUUUUGAGAGCUAAAAACAAAAUUACACAUCUUAUAGUGGAGUCUAGUACUCCGUGAUGUUAUACUUCAUUAAUGAUGAUUGAUAAACAUUUUCAAUUUAAAUCGUCUUGUUUUAAUUUUAAUAUUGGCCUAUAAAAAUAAUAGUUGUUCACAUUUGAAUGGCUGUGACACUCAACGCCCCGAUGCGACUUGCCCAAUUUGUUUUAGCUCAAUAAACAGUUACCUUCCGUCCAUAUAAUAUUGGAAUUUUUCAUAGCAUAAGCCUUCCUUACUGCAUUUUACGAACCAAUCUCCAAAAACAAGCUUUUUCUCAUUAUUUUCUUCCUUCAAGGGUAAACGCUAAAUAUUACGUAAAAAAAACAUAUAAAAUAUGAUUUCAGAAUUUCAAUGACCAACGCUUAUAACAGCAUAUCUUUAAGAAUAUUGUGUGAUAUAACCUAUAAUUAUAUUUAAAAAAUAAUAAUGUCCUUAGUCCUUAACGUGAGAAAAAAUUGAAAAAAAAAAAAGAAAAGAUUAAUGAAUUAUACCAAAUCUAUGGAGUACUUAAUUAAAGCCAACGCUUAUGGUAAGGGUGUAACGAGGGAAUUCCUAAAUUUUAUCAGUAAUUCGUCCUGCAGCUCUUCCUUGUGUCAUCUGCUAGUUAUAUUCUAUUCUGUGGAGUAAUGAUAGGCACAGUGGGUUAAAACGACGUUAAUGUUGGAAAAAAAUAUUAACAGCCUUUUUAUUAAUGAAUUUAAGGGAUAUUUCAGGAUGAUAAACAUCAAAUCAUGCAUAGCUUAUGUCGAGAUUUUUAUUAGUGUUGCUGUCUAAAUUACCGUCUUAAAUUGUUAAUGCACUUUUCAUCGGCCUUGGCUGCCCCCAAUUUUUUUUGGGAUCAGAUUACAUUGCAGCCUUAAAGCCUGAAAUUUUAAAAGUUAAAAGUAUCGACCUAAAAAGUGAGUAAAAAUAAAUAUGUACUUUAUACACAAUGUACAACUUUAUAAAAUGAAACACAACAUUAUGAGUAAAAAAUAUUUCAGAAUUAUAUGCACUUAAAUUCCGUCGAUCUUGCCCAUUGGUCUUCCCAUUGCAAUGGAGUAUACAAAACGGUGCUAGAUUGCUCUAUGAAAUAAAUGUUAAAAGAAUAUAAAUAGCAGGUAACAUCGUCUAAUAUAGUAAUAUACUCAAUUGUCGCUUGAAAUAAUUUUAACUAUACGUAAAGUUUGAGUAUUUUACUAUAAACGCCUGGGCUAAGAAUAUUUUUCUAGAGAAUCUUUGCCUUGACUGUACAGCUUAUAAAUAAAUUGUGAAAAAAAAACAAUAUAUACAAGCAAAUGAUCUAAAUUGAUGCAUCGACUUUUGGCUCUGUCAUUUAAAUUAUUUACUAGAAAUUGUAAACUUGGAAAAUGUCUGUUAAGACCUUUUAAUAUUUUUCUCAUAGCAUGAUAAUGAUAUAUUUGAUGGAAGUCAAGGCAUUCUUUUUCUAAAAAGAUAUUUGUCGAAACCCAGGCUCGCCAAUGUACGCAUUAAACCUAAGAUACCUAACAAACGCUAGAUUUUUGUAGGUAGUAUAAAAUAUGCAUGAAUAUUCAUAAUAGCGUUAUUUGUUUUGUUUAUUAUUUAGUCAAUGUUUAGAUGAAUUGAGAUUUUAGUGAAUAGACAUGUUCGCAAAUAUUUUCGUACGUAUAUCGAUGUUUGUAUCGGUGCACCUUAUUCAGUGUUUUAUGGACAUAUUGCCUUUUUGAAAUAAUUUUUUAAUUAAUAUGUCUUUGAGGCACAUUGAUACGUUAGACUUAAAGGGCGUAUGAGCCAAUUUUUCGCGAAAUCCUUGUGUGAAGCAGCUGAGCAAUUUCGAUAAAAAUAUUGUAGACGUGUGAAGUGUGCCUACGUUAUUAACACGACGAUAAAUGAUUGUUAUAGUGUAAGUGACAUUGGCGCUUACGCCUUUUAAGCCAAGUAUCACAAACGACGUAUACAAUUUGUAUGUAAGAAAUAAAAUCAUCAAGAAGGCAAUAUGUCGUAAAAACAUUAUAAUUAAAGAAACACUAGGUUCGACAGUUGCUCGGUAUUUUAAGUAUUGCUCAAAUCCUUUUUAUUAUAGGGAAAAUCGCUUUUAUUGAAACUAGCUUUUCCAGCAUUUUAUAUGGCCUAAACAUAUCCGCGAUCCCCUUUACUUAUAAGUUUUAAAAUUGUCAGCUAGACCUGUUUACACUCGAUUUUAGUGAAUACAGUUUUCGUCAAAUAUGCAACGUUUUUGUGGUGAUAGUGUGAACGGGUGGUAAGAUAGUCCAAAAAUAUGACCAAAGUGUAGCUUGACCGAAGCGACCGUUGCCCCAGUGUUUCUAAGGAGGUACUCAAAGAUUUCCCCUCAAGGUUUCGCUCCUAAAAUCCUGAAUGUACAAAUCGUGUGUCACAUCACGUUAGAGAAUUCAGCUAGAUAUGUUUAUUUUUUUAGAAAACGUGUAGUCACACCAUUAGCAAGACUGGAUAAUGGUUCUCUUAAUUUUAUUCUAUAGCUUCGCGGUCAGGUCUCGACUCGGUUACCUUAACAAUAAUUCCCGAGUUUUUAAUAUUUAAGUUUUUUUUUUAUUAACAAAUGUUCCUCGAAUUUUAAACGCCGUGUUUGUAAGCGACGGUUUGCUAGGUCGCAUUUAUCGUUAUGACAGGUUGUCGCAUAUUUAUUCGGUUAGAUUUUCGGUUGUGGUCAGACUUUGACACUCAUAACGCUUCAGUGUCUCGGUGUCCUGAGUAAUUUUAUGUGAAUGUGGAUCAAUCUUAGAGCUUUAUCAAAUUUGAUAAUAAUUUACGGAUGAAUAUUUAUAAAAAAUGAAAAAAAAUAAUAACCGAACAAGGAAAAAAAACUCGGUAGGAAAACAUAAAACUCACUGUUUAGAUAGAUAUUCCUGCAAAAUUGUGUAAUGUGUAGUUGGUUUUUUAUCUAUUUUAAAUGAUGCUAGUUGUGUAGUGUUCGAUAUCUGAGCCUUGCGUUUAGGUGACGAUAGGCAUAGGUGGAUGGUCCUAAAGCUUAUAGUACGAAUCUGAUAGUUACAUGUUUUAAUAUAACCGUAUAAUGAAUCCUCGUUUAGAUGAAAAAUGUAACUAUUUAGCAUAAUAAUCGGUGUGUCAGUCCUUUCUUAGGUGAUGGAUAGUUAUACGGACGUUAUAGCCCUGUGACCGCAUGCGGGGACACUCAAUACUCUUAAAUUAAACAUUUCUUAUUAAAAGAGUUUUAAUCACUUUUUGACACUGUGGAUUCGUAGUUCCGUUGGGUGUGAAGCUAUAAUGGGAUGUUUCUUUUUUAAUAUUAGUUGCAAAUGAUAGUAUUUUAUAGUUGAAUGAGUGUGGACAAUAACGGUGGUUAGUCCUAUUAGGUAGUUUAUUGUGAUAUGUUUGAGCCAGUCUACGGACGCGAACGGUCAACCACCAUUUUAAUCUUACUCUAAUAGAUUCUUAAGUUUAACAUUGCUUCUACGAGGUUUGCCGUAACACGUAGGCAGAUUGUUUUUUUUUCUAUUGGGUAUUUAGUGGAUUUGAUAUUUUGAGCCAUUGUUUAGUGUGCAUAGUCUACUAAUAUUUUUGCUACUCGUCAAUACGCGCGUACAGUGAAUAGUUCUGUCCAAUUUAUAGGAAUGGCAUCAUGAAUUUUAUACUUGAGGACCAAAUCUGGUUUUUUUGUAUUCAAUUGUGAGUUGAAUAAAAAAAAUAUGGUAAUAAAUAAAUAAAAAAAAUAUUGAAAAAAAAAAACGGAAAAAAUACAGGAUUUAUUUUGCCAGUUCCUCGUAAAUGUAAGUGAGAAUUUCUAAAAUAUUUUUCUAGUUGAUAAGUGUUGGUGAAUUAAUUUUUUACAUAUUUUAGGUAAUUGGUGUGCGUACACAAGUAUUAAAAAGCAAAGGUUUUUGAGCACGGGGAGAAAUUGUUUUUUUAUUUUUUCUCUUUCCUUUAUUCUGUGAGGAAUUGAUGCGCCACUUGGAUUUGUUAGGGCAUACGUAAUUGUAUAGAUUGUAAUGUGGUGCUAAACACUACUUGUCGACACCAAUAAGUAUAUUUUAUUAUAAUUUAAGUUUUAAGUGACAGUGUUUUAUUCAGUUAAACAAGACAAAUGUAAUGGGAUAUUUUGUAUUAAGUCAUUAUUUGUUCAGUGUUUGAAAUCUCACUACAUUUAGUCCGAUUACAGUGAACGUCGAUUUUCAAAUGAUUUUGCCAUAAGAAUGUAUUAUUAAUACCAAAAUGAGCCUUUGUACGGUACCCGGUCUCGCAUACAAGACGAGAGAACGCUUGACAUAUUCAAUGCAACUAUUUUUAUUUAGCAUUUCCUCAAACACUGCCACUGUGAAAAUGCCCAUUAUUAACUGCAUUCUGUUUUUAUUAUCAUUGUUCUUGUUAUAUUUUUGUUGUUUUUAGCAAAGCUUUGUAGGCGCGAACACUAUUAUAAUAAUAUUUAAAGAAAAAAACAGAAUGAUGAUCGCUAGUCUUUAUCUCAUGUAUAACUUUGGAUCUGUCCGUAUAAAUGAAAAAAAAAAUAAUAGGUGUUUUUUAAGAUACUUAAUGAAUAUAUAUUAAUGGAUACAAAAUAUUACUGUCUGUGGUGAAUAUCGAAUUUUAUGAGCUUAUUAAAACUUAAUUCCGUGGUAUUGGUAUCGCGAUGGAAACGUAUUGUGGUGUGCUAAUGUAUACUUUGAUAAUGCACGUCUCUGUUUAAGACGUCACCUUAACCAAAUGUUUGUACGAAACAGUAUAAAAAAAAAACUCAAAAAAAAACUCCAUACAUAUGAGUCAGUCCAAUUUUAAAAUGUAAUGUAAUGUUUUUUUUAUACUGUUUUGUAUAAUAAUGUUGGUAUUACGCACAUUUUGAAUGUAACUCAAAUAGCUUUAAGUAUAUUGAGAAAUAUAUGAGUGUAUGUUUAUCCAAAUGUUAGCUUUGUCUUAUAGAAAAAUGCACACUGAAAAAUUUUCAUAGGAGAGUUGACACCAUGUUUUUAACUGUAAUAAAUUGAGUAUAACUCGUAACAAUAUCUUUCCUAUGGAGAAUUUCUUAUCAUGUUUCCACGUAACAAUUUAAAUACGUAUAUUGAAUGUCCAACCAUAAUUAUUAAUAAGUCCUCAAAUAUGUAAACUAUUUUAUGAUUGGCUCAUUUUUGUACUUGCUUAUAAAAAGAAAUCAUUCGACCUUUUUUAAGUACCUCAAAAACGAAAAACGUCGAAUGUUUAGAUGUAAUUUUAUUUUUUUAUAAAAAUGGCCGCUUCUUAUAAGUAGGGUAGUUGAGACGCGCAUUAUCGAAAAGCGGGUAAAACACUAAUUUUUCAAAAAAAGUUUGUAACGAAGCUAUUGUAUUACAUAAGAUGCCAAGUUAGCUCGCAUUGGACCAAGGAUAAAAUAAGAUUAGCUCACAUCACAUGCUAACGGUACCUUUAGCAUUUUACAUAGAUGGUUUAAAAUAAAAUAUUUUGAAGAUGUCUCCUCUUUCUUCAUGUUAGAAUGUAUACAUACAGUAAUUUUGUGAUUAAAUGUUAGAUUAACGCGGCAUGAUCAAGCGACUGACUGAUUUUAGGGCAGGUACUUGGCGCGGCGGUUGUCGCAAGGUCUGCUCUUACGCAGUAUUAUAAUGUGGGUAGUUAUGUGCAGGAAAUUCUACGGUAGAAAAUUGAGGGUAUGAAGUGACAACGAUGGAUAUGUAGGAGUAAGUCUUCGAUAUAAUAUGACCAAAGCAUAUCUGUUUAGAAUACAGGAUUUGAAUGAGUGUAUCGGGAAGCGAUUUGAUUGGUUGAUUGUUAUUUAUGAUUUUAUGUAUGGUUAAAUUGACAUGUUACAGCAUUUUUUGUUAAAAAAAACGUGUGAUUUUUUGUUGUUGUUAUUAGAAAGAGACAAAAUUACAGUAGAAUAGUCAUGGCGUCCUUCAAGCUUUAAACAGAGAGACAAAAGUUCUCAAAUAUACUUGAUAUAUUUCACUAAUAAACUCGUCUUCAAUGUUAUUCACAUCCUUAUUAAAAAGUGGGUAGUUGUAAUCUUACAUUGUUAAAUCUUUUGCUCUCUGUGAAAAGUAGAUAAACCGGCCAAGUGCUAAUCGGAAUCGCACAAAGGGUUCCGUACUAUGAUUUAGAAAAUGAGCAAAAAAAAUCACGUUUGUUGUAUGGGAGCCCCCCAAAAUAUUUAUUCUAUUUUAGUUUUCAAACAGUAUAUUUUGUUGUUAUUGCGGCAACAGAAAUACAUCAUUUGUGAAAAUUUCAACUCUCUAAACUAUCAUGGUUCAUGAGACAGACGGACGGACAGAGGAGCGAAAACAAUAGGGUCCCGUUUUACCCUUUUUGUACGGAACCCUAAAAAGUACCACGUUGGGCGCCAAUUAAAAACAAAUGAACUUCACUUAUGAAUUGACAAAUCGAAUUUUAUUUAAUGAAUUGACACUACACAAUGACAUAUAUUAUUAUUUAGCUUUAUAGUGAUAAUUGAUUGCACAUGACUACCCCCAAAUAAUAAUGUAGAGAAAAUAAAAUAUCCAUUAGGCGUAUCGGUGUUAUGAAACUAGUUCACAAUUUAUAUAUUAUUAAAAAAUAAAAUAGUUUACUAUGCCAACUGUCUUGUUCAAAUGUUGUGAAAAUAUAAGUGUUAAAUGUUGUCCUCCUAUCAACAUAGGAUAUUGUUUAUAUCUGGGUAUUUAGUAGUUAAUGCUAGAUGCAUUCUUGAUUUUUUCAUACUAAUGUUUUGUUACUGUUUUGGCACUGUAUUAAUUACCUUCUGACAAAAAUAUAUAAUGAAUAAAAUGU